AUGGACGCAGCUCAGCAAGACCUCAGAUGCUUUCAGUUGGCUCGCAAGUUGCAUCUCCUUCCAUCGCUUAACGAAGUGUUUACCGGAAAUUCACUUGUGUAUCCUAUCUUCUAUGCAUGCCUCGAUCCACGGGCGAAGGAGCUGACUAAACUAAUACACCUCUGUCUGUGGCGAUGGCUAACCCCCAGGAUCAGUGCUGCAGAGGGCCUCACAUACACACUUAACGACGUCACAGACUGCAUCUUAUCGUUCCUUAGCUUUCCACACCUGGGACCAGAGCACCCCCCGAAGUCGGCUCUUCUCCAGCUCCCCCUCCAGACGCCACCAUCGCCAUGCCAUGAGGUCCCCGAGGGGGUCUUUGUGACCCCCACAGCGACCCCUCCGCAGCCCCAAACACCUUCGUCGUCGUCUAAUAUGCCCCCUCCACUGAUGCUCCAAGCCUCUACAACGAGUGAUGCGGAGCAUACCCCUGCAGCGCGUUCGGCUUUGCUUUCAAGAGAGGAGCCCGCGUCAUCCGGCAAGGCGGCGGGCAGCGAUCUUCCUGUUAGAGGUGUGGGUAGGACAUCUGAGCGGGAUACCGUCUAUCGACCAAUGUUCUAUGUUCGGCAUCUGAAAAUGUCUUCAAUGGCGUUGUCGACGAAUCACGCGAUUUACAUACGCAUGGCUCACACGCUGCCACUCAAUGAAGAGUCGCUUAACCCUUACUUCGGUCGCUAUGGUCAGGUCAGUUGUGCACUUCAGCGUCGCGUACGUCUCUCUGAAUCCCCUAGGCUUCUCAGUGAAGAUCUUGUGCAAUCGUUGCUUCUCAUGUUUCAAUGCAAUCUUCAUAGCCUAUUAAUUCAAGAUUUUGUUGUUUCAGUUGACUCUCACCAAAACGCAGUGCAUGCUGUGCAUCGGGCAUACUACAAGGAGCUUCUGUUUAUUGCCUUCCAUGACGUACGUUAUAACACGCACUGUAUUGCUGAUCUCGAUGCUAUGCAGUCUACCAGUGGUGUUGCCUAUUACGUGAGGCUUUCUCCGUCUAAGGAGCCGAACGCGACAGUAACUAAUUUCCAUCGUUAUGGCGGUCGCCAUAAGCGUGCACGAUUGCACAGUGGUACAGCCUCAGGCCUCGAAAGGGUAAGCGAUACGAGCAGCUCUUCGCUUUCGUCUCUCGACAGCAGUAGCAGUAGCAGCAGCAGCGUCACUAGUGUAGACAAGUCCUUUGUUCCCGACGUCAUUGUGGAUGGCCUGCCGCACUGGGCGACCGAGGGCCAGCUUAAGGUGUUUCUCCAGGAGCAUGGCAAAGUUGAAUCCAUACGAAUGUCUGUCGAUGACCUCUCCGGUACUUUCACCGGUGCCAUCUUGGUUAGGAUGUCAACUAUAGAAGAGGCGAUACGGUUGUCAAAUGCGCUGCAUCAGGCGCAGUUUGAUUCCCACACACUGAAAAGUGGUGUACUGAAUGAGCGUCUCGAAAUUGAAUCCAUCGAAGAUGGCGAAGAAAUUCGUUGCAACUUCGAAGAAACCCUACCGGCUUCGUUUUCUAUUAAUCUUAACCAGCGAGCAUGGGUAUGA
Messenger RNA from Phytomonas sp. EM1, 1554 nucleotides. The record is from the annotation of a GenBank genome assembly. NCBI's taxonomy places the organism in Eukaryota, Euglenozoa, Kinetoplastea, Trypanosomatida, Trypanosomatidae.